ACUAUUACUACCGUGUUUUUUGCAGUACUAUUAACCUCUGUUCUUUAGUUGCUUCCUCGCCGAGAAUGGUGCUGCGCUGGGAGCCGCUGCGGCCUGCAGGCCCUGCCGUCAAGAACCACACAGCCACGGCCGUAUCUGCUCAUGAAUUGCUGAUGUUUGGCGGCUACGACGGCCGUCGCAAUCACAACACCUUGCACCUGUUGGACGUGACUCGACGGACAUGGCGCGAGCUGUCACACGAGACGCGCGGCAGACCGCCGGCUGGCCGCAAUGGACACACGGCGACGCUGGCUGAGAGAAAGCUGUUUAUCCUUGGUGGCUGGCUGGGCAGUGGUCCAUUGGCGGCGGCCGACCUGCACGUGCUGCACUUGGACACGCUCACCUGGGAACAGCCCGAGUUGACUGCUGCACUCGGCCCGUGCAAUAUGCAUACAGCUGACUACGUUGCCCGCCUGCGCAGCAUCCUGGUCUUUCGAGGCGGUGAUGGCCGCGAAUACCUCAACGACCUCCACGCACUACAGAUCGACUCCAUGACGUGGACCACCGUACGCACUCGCGGCCGCGCGCCGGCUCCACGGGCCAACCACAGCUCAGCGCUGGUCGGUGACGACCUGCUCGUCUUCGGGGGUUGGGACGGUCGACAGAGACUUAACGAUAUCCACGUGCUGGACACACGGAGCAUGACGUGGUCGGGCGUGGCCGACGAGUUCAGGGUCGAUACAAGGCACUACGUGACCCCGCCGCUGCCUCGAGCUGGUAUGACCAUGGCCCGCCACCGAGAUCGACUAUUCAUCUUCGGAGGCUCUGGCCCGUCGGCUAAAUGCUACGACGACCUCCAUGUGUACGACCCGAGUAGACAUCAGUGGGUGGAGACUGUGGCUGUAGUCACGGCCGAGAACCCAGACGAGCUGAAACGGAGACAGAGCUUUCGAUCCAGUCGUAGUCGCACACGGUCGCAGCCGCGAUGGGAUAUUUACGAGGACGAGGAUCAGCAAGAUGGCAGUUGGUCUGGAAACGACGCAGAGGAGUUUGAUGAAGAUCUAGAUAGUGACGAGGAGUUUGAAGAUGCCCAUAGCGAUCGAGAGGCUAUGAUGGUGGCACAAGGGCUGGUCAAUGACUCCUGCGACUCGGCCAACCCAAACGAAAUGUGUGAAUUCUCAGAUGCGGAGAUACCAAAGCGGGAAGAACCCCUGUUAGUAGUAGGAAGGGGCCCUGGACGGCGAGCUGGACACACGUGCACUGUGGUGGAUCGCAUGCUCGUGAUAUUUGGAGGCUCCUGCGGUGCUGACUACCUUAAUGACUGCUUCACAUUAGACACAGACCCACCUCCGCGAGCUUCUGUAUCUCUUCCAUCGCCAGCAAGAAUGCUACGCCAUGCGCUCGCUCAAUAUGUUAACUGCGAGGAGUUCGCCGAUAUUUCCUUCCUUGUCGAAGGGCGCGUAGUAUAUGCACACAAACUGGUCCUGUCAGCACUGAGCGAGCGAUUCCGAGGAAUGUUUUCUUCUGGUUUCCGCGAAGCUCGAGAAACUCAAAUUGUGAUUCCAGACGUGCGCUAUGAUGUUUUCUUGUUGCUACUCGAGUAUCUCUACACCGGUCACAUCGAAACACACGAUGAUGCAUUUGCUAUGCGCUCGAGCGCUCAAGAAGCUGAUCAAGAGCUGGACUUCGUGAGCAACAGCAUAGCAGCAUGUCCACAGUCUGCAGACGGACUCAACGAGAUCGAAGAAGCUCGUCGCAGAGAAACGGAACAAGCUCAGGCUCUGGAUUUGAGGUUGGAAAUGGAACUCGAGUCUUUAUUGGAGCUGCUCGUGGCUGCCGAUCAAUUCAUGCUGGACCACCUAAAACAACGCUGUGAGCGGACACUGCAGUACGCAGUGCGCGUCGGAAGUGUCGAGGCCAUUGCAGAAGCAGCUGACCGUGCCAAUGCUGUCCAGUUGCAGGCAGUAUGUCGACACUUCCUACGCAACCACUCGAUAGCCCUAUCGUCUUCCGUACACUCGAACGAACGCUGUUCAUUCGACGGAGAAGACGAGGAUGAGGAGGAUCUGGACGAAAUGAAAGCUCAAGCUCCUCACGAUGGAGAUGUGGACGAAUCCACGUCACGACUGAGUCGCGCCGCGUUGUUAUGAGACGGUCAUUGUGCUGCUGGCGCGCUUGGUUGGUCGCUGAACACUAGUUAAACUUAUUUUGCAAAAUGCCACUUUGAUUAUGGUGUCUCUAGCUAUUGACAAACAUUUACACACAUACUUAUUAGCCAAAACUGCACGCACUUGGGACUCGUUAAUGAUAGUAGCGUGACUGCCCAUGGGCACGCGAGCCAUUGGAAUAUCCUG
Messenger RNA from Phytophthora nicotianae INRA-310, 2333 nucleotides. RefSeq lists its product as hypothetical. Bases 66 to 2129 code for a protein of 687 amino acids. The record is from RefSeq and is a predicted model, not a curated record. Gene Ontology annotation, molecular function: protein binding. Lineage: Eukaryota; Oomycota; Peronosporomycetes; Peronosporales; Peronosporaceae. The transcript has 2 exons.